AUCGGCUGAAUAAAGCAUCUGCAGAACUGGCCCGGAGAGCUGCGGAUGAUGUCUCUGCACAGACAGGUUGUAAGCGGUUUGUAGCAGGAGCCGUGGGUCCCACCAAUAAAACGCUGUCAGUGUCUCCAUCGGUGGAGAGACCUGACUACAGGAACAUCACGUUUGAUGAGCUGGCAGAGGCGUAUGCGGAGCAGGUGAAGGGUCUGAUGGACGGAGGCGCUGAUGUUCUGCUGGUGGAAACCAUCUUUGAUACAGCGAACGCAAAGGCGGCGUUAUUUGCCAUCGACAGGCUGUUUGAGGAGUGUUACGAACCUCGACCCGUGUUUAUCUCUGGCACUAUCGUGGAUAAGAGCGGCCGCACUCUCUCGGGUCAGACGGGCGAAGCGUUUGUCAUCAGCCUGUCUCACGCUCAGCCGCUGUGUAUUGGUCUGAACUGUGCUCUGGGAGCGAAUGAAAUGCGUCCGUUCAUUGAAGCGAUAGGAAAGAGCACGGGAGCGUUUGUCAUCUGUUAUCCAAACGCAGGGCUUCCCAACACAUUCGGAGGCUACGAUGAAACCCCUGACGUCACAGCGUCUCAUAUGAAGGAGUUUGCGGUGGAUGGUUUGGUGAAUAUUGUCGGUGGCUGCUGCGGAACGACACCUGAUCACAUCCGGGCGAUUGCUGAAAGCGUGCGUCACGUCAAACCCCGAGUUCCUCCUACAGACGUGUACGGUGAUUAUAUGUUGCUGUCAGGUCUAGAGCCGUUCAGGAUCGGCCCAUACACAAACUUUGUGAACAUCGGUGAGCGCUGUAAUGUCGCUGGAUCACGCAAGUUUGCCAAACUCAUCAUGGCUGGAAAUUAUGAGGAGGCGUUGAGCAUCGCUAAAGCUCAGGUGGAGAUGGGCGCUCAGGUUCUGGACAUUAACAUGGACGAGGGGAUGCUGGAUGGAGCUGCUGCUAUGACCCGCUUCUGUAAGCUCAUCGCAUCUGAACCCGACAUCGCGAAGGUGCCGCUGUGCAUCGACUCGUCAAACUUCGCGGUCAUCGAGGCGGGUCUGAAGUGCUGUCAGGGCAAAUGCAUCGUUAACAGCAUCAGCCUCAAAGAAGGCGAGGAGGACUUCCUGCGACGGGCGAGACGGGUCCGUCGCUACGGCGCCGCGGUGGUCGUCAUGGCGUUUGAUGAAGAUGGACAGGCGACAGAGACGGAUCAGAAGGUGAAGAUCUGUUCUCGUGCGUAUCACCUGCUGAUCAGUCAGGCGGGCUUCGACCCCAACGACAUCAUCUUUGACCCCAACAUCCUGACCAUCGGCACCGGCAUGGAGGAGCACAGCAUGUACGCCGUUAACUUCAUCAGAGCCACGCAAAGCGUGUGUGUGUGUGUGUGUGUAGAGAGUCUGCCGGGAGCCAGGGUCAGCGGUGGUCUCUCCAACCUCUCAUUCUCCUUCAGAGGGAUGGAAGUCAUCAGAGAGGCCAUGCAUGGAGCCUUCCUCUACCACGCCAUCAAGGACGGCAUGGAUAUGGGAAUCGUGAACGCUGGUAAUCUGCCGGUGUAUGACGACAUCGAUAAAGAGCUGCUGCUGCUGUGUGAGAACAUCAUCUGGAACCGAGACCCAGAGGCCACUGAGAAGCUCCUGCUGUACGCACAGAAUCACACUAAAGGAGGGAAGAAAGUGAUUCAGACGGACGAGUGGAGGCUGGCCAGUGUGGAGGAGCGGCUGGAGUAUGCGCUCGUCAAGGGUAUAGAGAAGUAUGUGGUGGAGGACACGGAGGAGGCGCGCGCUCAGACCGACCACUAUCCCCGACCCCUGCGCGUCAUCGAGGGCCCGCUCAUGAACGGCAUGAAGACCGUCGGAGAUCUGUUCGGAGCCGGGAAGAUGUUCCUACCUCAGGUGAUCAAAUCGGCCCGUGUGAUGAAGAAAGCUGUUGGUCAUCUGAUUCCCUUCAUGGAGAAGGAGCGGGAGCAGAUGAUGUCCGUCUCCGGCUCUACUGAGGACGUGGACCCGUAUCAGGGGACGGUUCUGCUGGCCACAGUGAAGGGAGACGUUCAUGAUAUUGGAAAAAACAUCGUAGGUGUCGUGUUGGGAUGCAACAACUUCCGGGUCAUUGAUCUGGGAGUGAUGAUUCCCUGCGACAGGAUCCUGCGGGAGGCCAUUCACAACAAAGCAGACAUCAUCGGCCUGUCGGGUCUCAUCACGCCUUCACUGGACGAAAUGAUUCAUGUUGCCAAAGAAAUGGAGCGUCUGGGCUUGAAGACUCCUCUGCUGAUCGGUGGAGCCACAACAUCAAAGACUCACACUGCGGUGAAAAUCGCCCCGCGGUACAGCUCUCCCGCGGUUCACGUUCUCGACGCGUCCCGCAGUGUAGUAGUGUGCUCUCAGCUGCUGGAUGAAGGCAUCCGCGAGGAUUUCUUCGAGGAGAUCCGGGAGGAGUAUGAAGACAUCCGACAGGAUCACUACGACUCACUGAAGGACCGACGGUUCUUGUCUCUGAGUCGAGCUCGAGAGAAAGGCCUCCAUAUCGACUGGCUCUCUCAACCCAGACCAGUGCGGCCGCAGUUCUUGGGCACACAUGUGUUUGACACGUAUGACCUGCGUAAGCUGCUGGACUUCAUCGACUGGAAGCCGUUCUUUGACGUGUGGCAGCUGCGGGGGAAAUACCCCAACCGCGGAUACCCCAAAAUAUUCAACGACAAAACCGUGGGAGAGGAAGCGCGGCGUGUGUAUGAUGAAGCUUUGAAGCUGCUGAACCGGUUGAUUGACAGCCGAAGACUGCAGGCCCGUGGACUCCUGGGAUUCUGGGCCGCUCAGAGUGACGGCGAUGACAUCCACCUGUACGCUGAUGAUGUCACGACACAAACCGCCACACCUGUCGCCACCUUCUACGGCAUCAGACAGCAGGCGGAGAAGGACUCCGCGAGCUCCGAGCCGUACCUGUGUCUGUCUGAUUUCGUGGCUCCUCGUGGCAGCGGCAUUCAGGAUUAUGUGGGUCUGUUCGCCGUGUCCGUGUUUGGAGCAGAAGAACUCAGCCAGAAGUUUCAGCAGCAGGGAGACGAUUACAGCAGCAUCAUGGUCAAAGCCCUGGCAGACCGACUCGCUGAGGCGUUCGCGGAGGAGCUGCACGCUCGUGUGCGCAGGGAUCUGUGGGGUUACAGCUGUGAGGAGGAUCUGCUGGCGUCUGACCUGCACCGGCUGCGGUAUGAAGGGAUCCGUCCGGCCGCAGGAUACCCCAGCCAGCCCGACCACACCGAGAAACACACCAUGUGGAAACUCGCAGACAUACAGGAGAAAACCGGUAUCGGUCUGACGGAGUCUCUGGCCAUGACUCCUGCUGCUUCCGUAUCCGGCCUGUAUUUCUCCAACCCCAAAUCCUGCUAUUUCGCUGUGGGUAAAAUCACUAAAGAGCAGGUGGAGGAUUACGCUCACAGGAAGCAGAUGGAGGUGUCGGAGGUGGAGCGCUGGUUGGGUCCGAUCCUGGGCUACGACACCGACUGAUGCUAAACCGCUCGGAUCAGGACGACACUGCAGAGAAAACUCAUUUUGUUUUGUUGAUUUUGGCCCAGAUUAGGGAUUUUAAUAUCAAAGGGUCCAAAAAACACUUAUCUUUACACUACGGAGGUGCCACCUAGAGCGCUGCUUUUAAUUACAUUUCUAUUUUUAAUAAAACCGUGACAAGCACUUAUUUUAUUUUUAGACCUGUGGGUUUUAUAAAUUGAUUUCUUAUGCGAUUUAAAGAAAAUAAUAGUACAAAAGACCAGCCGAACUUACAGACUCCAGCAGAUCCUUUAAUUUCUCUUUGAUUGUGAUUUCAUCAUUUAAACUGAACAGGUUUCAGUUCCUGAAGUCACUAGACGGUAAACACAGUAAAUUCAGUGGCGUCUGUCAUUUAACUCUCUCUCUGUGUGUCUUCCUGUAGGUUUGACGGUUUAAAUUGACAUAAAUGAGGUCCAUAAGAGCAAACGGUCAGUUU
Messenger RNA from Sinocyclocheilus anshuiensis, 3945 nucleotides. RefSeq names its product 5-methyltetrahydrofolate-homocysteine methyltransferase (gene mtr). NCBI's taxonomy places the organism in Eukaryota, Metazoa, Chordata, Actinopteri, Cypriniformes, Cyprinidae. Gene Ontology annotation, molecular function: methionine synthase activity; zinc ion binding; cobalamin binding. Gene Ontology annotation, cellular component: cytosol. The record is from RefSeq and is a predicted model, not a curated record. Gene Ontology annotation, biological process: tetrahydrofolate metabolic process; homocysteine metabolic process.